Wickerhamiella sorbophila is the source of this 1230-nucleotide messenger RNA. RefSeq names its product DNA polymerase iota. Lineage: Eukaryota; Fungi; Ascomycota; Dipodascomycetes; Dipodascales; Trichomonascaceae. The record is from RefSeq and is a predicted model, not a curated record. The transcript has a single exon. Gene Ontology annotation, molecular function: DNA-directed DNA polymerase activity. Gene Ontology annotation, biological process: translesion synthesis. The coding region runs from base 1 to 1230 and encodes 409 amino acids.
AUGGUGUACUUGUCUAUAGAUUUGGAUGCAUUUUAUUGCGCGGUAGAAGAGCACUACGACCUCAGUUUGCAGGGUGAGCCGUUCUGCGUGUACCAGAAACAGGUGGUCUGCACAUUGAGCUAUGCGGCGCGGGCUUUAGGGAUCAAGAAGCUCGCCAAUGCUCAGCAGGUGAGGGCAGCCUACCCUACUAUGCGAAUGAUUAACGGGGAAAGUUUGUCGCGGUACCGAGCGGCCGGGGUAAUGCUGCUCAAUUGGCUGCGUGCGAUAGUGAAAAGCCCAAUUGAGCGGCUGGGGCUGGAAGAGAUGCGGUGCGACGUAUCAGCGGCAGUGUCAAGGUGCAUUGAUGGCAUGAAAGUGCAGCAGUUGCCGGUGGGCGAGUUGCCUGACGAAGCGGCCGACGGAAUAAACGUGCAGUUCUGGGACACCGACAUCGAGCUCGGGGACUUUUUUUUCGGAUUCAAUGGUAAAACUGUGCCUCCCGGAUUCGAUCGAUACGCUAGGGGCCGGGACAACCUCGAGUACUAUUUGGCGGGGCACAUGGCCCAGUACAUACAGGAGAAAAUGCGGCUUGACACGGGCUACAGCUGCUCAAUAGGUGUGGGGUCGUCAAUAUCGCUCGCUAAAAUGGUGUGUGGCGCCAACAAGCCCGGCGGCGUCUCUGUUCUGUGGCCUGGCCACGAGCAAGUGUUUAUGGAUGUGCAACCGCUUUCCAGACUGCCAGGGUUUGGGUCCAAGUCGAGAGCCGCUCUGGCCGGACACGGCUACGAGGCCAGCUGGACGGUCAAAGAUAUGCACGAAAACAUCGACGAGCCCCAAUUUCUACGCAUUUUACCCAAGGAGUUGUGGGAUCUCACGUGGUGCAAAGAGCAAACGCGGCUAACCAACUGGACUCGGCCGAGCCAAAUCUCCGUCGAAGAGACCUGGCCAGCCCCGCUGCCUCUGAGUCAAAUACCAAUUGAGCUCGACAAGCUACUGGACUCGCUCAUCUCGCAGGCUAAAAUAGACAUUGUGCAAGACGGCGUGUGGCUAGUCCAUCCGUCUCACGUACGUGUGGCGGUGAUCAGAUACGGCGAGCCCAGCCGGCAGUCCCGCAGCCAGCGGUUGACCCUGCAGCCUGAUUCGUCACAAUUUGCUAAACAGGUUUCUCGCACCGCGCUCCGCCUGGCCACCGAGGUUGCUAAAAGCCCUAUACGUCUACUUAAUAUUGCAUUCAUAUUCCCAUCGUCCUAA